AUGCAGAGAGUACACGUAAAUUGUGGAGAGACGUAUGCACCGACUGUAGCGGUUUCUAGCGUUAGCUUGUUGGCAGCGAUGGCGUGUGAGCAAAAUCUUUCUCUCCGUCAUUUUGACAUCAAGCAAGCAUUUGUCCAGUCGGAUUUAGAUGAGCAUGUAUUCAUGCGUCUGCCAGAGGGGUGUGGUAGAUUUGUCAGGGACCUCAACACCAUGGUACCUGUGAAGAAUCUUGGGGACUUGAGAUGGUACUCUGGAUGUUUUUAUGAGAGAGAUUGGGAUGCAGGGACUUUGAAGAUCUCGCAGCAGACGUACGCUGAAGAGUUGGGGAUGGAGUUUGGGGUAGAGUACGGGAAGGAAAUUCCUCUUCCUGUAGGGUUGAAGCUUUCAGAGUUUGACCAGGAUGAGGAAGUGGUAUCAUGGCCUUUUCGUGAGCUGAUAGGAUCAUUGAUGUGGCUGGCAACGCAAACGAGGCCAGAUAUCGCGAAUGCAGGUAUGCGGUACGGACUAGUGACUUGGGUAUUACAUUCAGGAGGCGUAGUAGCAGGGUUGAGCAUGGAGGUGUUUGCAGACGCAGACUAUGCAAGUAAGGCUGCCGAUAGGAGGUCUGUGUCAGGGGGAUUGGUGAUGUGUGGGGGGGGAUGUAUUUCUUGGUUUUCAAGGACCCAGAAGUGCGUUAAGUUGAGCACGACAGAGGCGGAGUAUUUCUCUCUUGCGGAUGUGAUGAAGGAAGUGUUGUUUCUGAGGCAGGUGUGGCGUUUCAUGUUACCAGAAGCAGGCAUGCCAUGUAUUCCGGUGUUCGAGGAUAACCAAGGGGCUAUUCAGUUGGCGCAAAACCCGAUAAGCAACAGUAACUCGAAGCACAUCGACGUAAGGCACCACUUUAUCAGGGAACUGGUAGGCAGGAAGGAGAUUUCGAUUUUUCACGUGGAAUCGGCGUAUCAACAUGCUGACUUUCUCACGAAAGCANGA
Molecule: messenger RNA, 969 nt
Organism: Ectocarpus sp. CCAP 1310/34
Lineage: Eukaryota; Phaeophyceae; Ectocarpales; Ectocarpaceae
Source: the annotation of a GenBank genome assembly